This is a messenger RNA of Glycine soja, 1472 nucleotides long. RefSeq names its product ABC transporter I family member 20-like. The transcript is spliced from 7 exons. The record is from RefSeq and is a predicted model, not a curated record. Lineage: Eukaryota; Viridiplantae; Streptophyta; Magnoliopsida; Fabales; Fabaceae. The coding region runs from base 203 to 1204 and encodes 333 amino acids. Gene Ontology annotation, molecular function: ATP hydrolysis activity; ATP binding.
UUUCAUGUGAGCUAGGCCCAAUAGUCGUUUCGGUUGGUGGUUGAGCUGAGCGCGAGUGUCUGAGACUUAGCCACGCAUCCCCGAAAGGCCACCAAACACCGCUUCAAUUUCAAUUUAUACGUCAACGAAGCAAUUUCAGAAGCAGAAGCAUAAGCAUAAGCGUUCAGUUAUUAAGUGUCGGUGUUGAACGUUAAAACCUAAAAUGGCCGGUAAAGGGACCCAUUCAGAUUCAAAAGCAGCAACAAUUGUGAUUAAGGAUCUGAGAUUCACAUACCCCGGCAUCGACGGCCACCCUCCGCCGGGUUCCACUCCCCUCAUUCAGGAUUUCAAUCUCACUCUUUCUUCCGGCCAUCGCUGCCUCCUCGUCGGUUCCAACGGCGCCGGAAAGACCACUCUCCUCAAGAUAUUAGGAGGGAAACACUUGGUGGAGCCUGACAUGGUUCGCGUGCUCGGAAGAUCAGCUUUUCACGACACCACUCUAAUAUCUUCUGGUGAUCUCUGUUACCUUGGUGGCGAGUGGAGGCGAGAUGUUGCUUUUGCGGGUUUUGAGGUUCCAAUACAAAUGGACAUAUCUGCUCAAAAAAUGAUAUUUGGUGUGCCUGGGAUUGAUCCUCAAAGAAGAGCCGAGCUAAUCAAGGUAUUAGAUAUCGAUCUUUCCUGGAGAUUGCAUAAAGUAUCUGAUGGUCAAAGAAGAAGGGUGCAGAUUUGUAUGGGUCUCCUCAAACCAUUCAAGGUUCUUCUUCUCGAUGAGAUAACAGUUGACCUUGAUGUUCUAGCAAGAGCUGACCUUCUGAGAUUUCUAAGAAAGGAAUGUGACGAGAGGGGUGCCACUAUUAUCUAUGCAACACAUAUAUUUGACGGCCUCGAGGAUUGGCCAACAAAUAUUGUUUAUGUAGCCCAUGGGAAGCUGCAACUAGCAAUGCCUAUGGACAAAGUCAAAGAAAUUAGCAAAUUAUCACUAAUGAGAACAGUAGAAAGUUGGCUGCGGAAAGAACGAGAUGAAGAUAGAAAGAAAAGGAAAGAGAGAAAAGCAGCUGGUCUUCCUGAAUUUGGAAAGCGAGUUGAGGAAAGCCGUGUAACAGGGGAUCCAGCGCGUGCUGCAGUUCGAGUAAUUAAUAAUGGUUGGGCUGCAGGACGAUUAACUUCCACCGUUGCUGGUGAGGAAAACUUUCUCCUGAGCUCAAACCGAGUAUUGAGGCAGUAGAUAAAUUUCAAAUGCUAUUGCCUAUGAGCAUUUUUUCUGUGUAUUUUUAUAAACUUCAAAACAAAUUUUUUUCUCCAAUGCUUUCUGGCAUAUGUAAUUCGUUGUGAUAUAGAAAUGAUCACAACAGGUUAUACACAAAAUGUGAGCUAAUGUAUCUGAGUAUCUCUACUAUUGAAAGUAUCGUGUCACAUGUGGCCUUAGUACUGCAAAUUUGUGACCAAUAUAUGAGAAUAAAGAAAAGCACUAACAACCUUAAAUUCUCUUAAAA